This is a messenger RNA of Bufo gargarizans (Asiatic toad), 1267 nucleotides long. RefSeq names its product ZP domain-containing protein-like. The transcript has 8 exons. The record is from RefSeq and is a predicted model, not a curated record. The coding region runs from base 14 to 1267 and encodes 417 amino acids. NCBI's taxonomy places the organism in Eukaryota, Metazoa, Chordata, Amphibia, Anura, Bufonidae.
GUAACCCCAAUAAAUGGAUCCAGAAAAAAGAGCGGCACUCCGCAUUUCAGAUUUCAAAGUCAGUGGUCCACCUGGUAUGACCAAAUCAUUCACCAGCAUAUCUCGGUCUAGCACAGUGAGAAUGGUGGUAAAAUGGACCCCGUCCGAAAACAAUGUGGGAGACCAUGUACCUAUCUGUUUUGUGGCAGAAACCUACAACGGGUAUCAGUCUGAAAUGCGUUGUGUCACUGCAGUGGUGGGACCCAGCAGUUUAGAUAACAUUGAGCUGAUCUGCCAUGAGAACACCAUGACUUUAAUUGCUGCCAAGUCAUCUGAUCACGAACUUUACGAAAACCAGUUCCGCCUCAACGAUCCACACUGUCUGGUUAGUUCAAACAGCACCCACCUCAUAGCAAGCGUGGCCUACAACUCCUGUGGGACGGAGAUUGAGGAAACAGAACAUGACAUUGUAUUUAAAAAUCAGGCCACCUCCUUUGCUAACGAAUUCAGCGUCAUUACCAGGAAACACGGGGUGUCAAUCCCCUUCAACUGCUCCUUUCCAAAAAUGAGCCGGGUGUCCUCUUCAUUUCAUGCCCAUAAAUCCGAUUACGUGUUCACAGAGGCCGGAUUCGGUAACUUCACCUACAAGUUCCAGUUCUACACAGACGAUCGCUUUGUAGAGGUCGAGACCCAGUAUCCUCUGGAGGUGACUCUGCAGGAAUUGCUCUACAUGGAAAUUCAAGUUGAUUCUUCAGUCCCCAACGUCCAAUUAUUUGUGGAGUCUUGUAAAGCCACACCGCACGAUAACCCUAGUGACCCCGUAUUUUACGACUUCAUACAAAACGGAUGCAUAAAGGAUGAAACUUUAGUAGUUUACUCUGCAACAAGGACCGAAUACAGGUUUGCAAUGGAGGCUUUUGCAUUUAUCGGAGACUAUAGUGAAGUUUACGUGAGUUGCACGGUCAUCUUGUGUAAGUUUGGAGAGUCAGGUACUCGCUGCAGCCAAGGCUGUAUCACAAAAUCACAGGGAGACUCUAAUAGGCAACGACACAGGAGAUCAUUGACCUCAGAGUCUCAGCAGCACUUCAUCUCCCAGGGUCCGCUCAGAAUGAAAAGACAAUCUCCUGGUAAUACAGAUCAAGCAGAAUCGUCCUCUCUGAAUGUGAACACCCUGGUGAUUUCGCUAUCAGGAGUGGUCAUUGUGGCAUUGCUCGGCUUCAUUGCCCGCAUAUAUACAAAAAGACCCAGACUGUCGGGUUAUGAGUUACUAAAAACUCAAGAUUUCUGA